UUCCAGGGCAGUAACAAAGUCAGGUGUUAAAAUCGAGGAGAUGUCCAUGGAAUUUAAAAGUAUACUCCUGUUAUUUUGCAGCUUGUCGACCUGGCUUCUACAAAGCUUCUGCUGGCAACGUGAAGUGUGCCAAAUGCCCACCUCACAGCUCUACCUACGAAGAUGCAUCUCUGAACUGCAGGUGUGAAAAGAAUUACUUUCGCUCUGAGAAAGACCCUCCAUCCAUGGCUUGCACCAGACCACCAUCUGCUCCAAGAAAUGUUAUCUCUAACAUCAAUGAGACAUCUGUUAUCCUGGACUGGAGCUGGCCUCUUGACACUGGAGGUCGGAAAGAUGUCACUUUCAACAUAAUUUGUAAAAAAUGUGGAGGAAACAUCAAGAUGUGUGAGCCCUGUAGCGACAACGUGCGAUUCUUACCCCGUCAGACUGGACUCACCAACACCACAGUGACAGUAGUGGACCUUUUGGCACAUACCAAUUACACUUUUGAGAUUGAUGCAGUCAAUGGGGUAUCUGACUUGAGUACACUUUCCAGACAAUUUGCUGCUGUCAGCAUCACAACUAAUCAGGCUGGUGAGUCUCUUUCUGAUUACCCUUCCUUUGCUCAAAACUACUGAGAUGUAUGUACCUUUGUUUCCUUUCCCUAUUUUACAAGAGUUACUCUGACCACUCAUGUGCUAGGGUAACUAAUUGACUUGAAUAUACUAGUUAAAGUAAAAGCAGAAGCAAACUCAGUGUGUGUUGCUGUCAAAGGACCUGGCAGCAUGACUGUUAUGAUUAACUCCCAGUCCCCAGUUAAUAGUCUCUAAUAGCAGACUUGUAUGAUUCCUUAGCCAGAAUGUGUU
Messenger RNA from Phaethon lepturus (White-tailed tropicbird), 845 nucleotides. Its product is annotated as ephrin type-A receptor 3-like. Bases 225 to 617 code for a protein of 130 amino acids. The record is from RefSeq and is a predicted model, not a curated record. Gene Ontology annotation, cellular component: neuron projection. Gene Ontology annotation, molecular function: transmembrane-ephrin receptor activity; protein binding. Gene Ontology annotation, biological process: axon guidance. The transcript is spliced from 2 exons. NCBI's taxonomy places the organism in Eukaryota, Metazoa, Chordata, Aves, Phaethontiformes, Phaethontidae.